AUGACUUUGCCAGCUGGAUUAACAUCUGAUCAACAACAACGAGCAUGUGAACAAGGACAACAUCGAUCUGAACCUGUUCAACGCGCACAGUCACAAUCUAUAAAAACACAAAAUCAAUUACAGUUGGUAGAACCAUCACCAACACAUUUACUGUCUAGACCAGAAAAGCCACAACAGCAGCAACCAAAACAUAAACGAGACAAGAAAAAAUGUCGAGGUGAUCGUAAAGGACAACGGUACAGAGCAAAACUUCGUAAAAGACGUUUGAAUGAGCAACAAAUCGCAAAUUUAGAACAAAAUUAUAAGAACAUGAAACAUAGUACAGAUAUCCAAUCAUCUACUAUUCCUGAAAUAGAUAUUGUAGCUCUUACAGAUAUUCCUGAAAAUCAACAUGCUCUACAGAGAAAAUCUAUUAAGCGUAAACGUGAAACAAGACCAGUUGACAUUACAACAUCCUUAAGUCAAAUGUCAAUAUCAAACCUUCCAAAAAAACGACCACGUUCAACAUCUAUGGCUCGUAUUACAGAAGAGAAAAAUUUGGCAGAAACAGAAUCUAAUACUAAACCCAAAUAUUUAAAAGUACCUGAUCAAGUAUUCAAAAAUAUGCUAUCAAAAUCAUUGGCAGAUGGGAAGUCUAUUGUUGAAACAUUAGAUACACCAGAAAAAUUAGAAUUCAUUCGUAUAUAUGCUCAUUUGCUCAAUAACAUAUUCUAUCUGAAAUUAGAACGCGAUUUUUGGAAACAUUAUCAAACAGUAUGCGUUUCUGAAGGUAUUUGGUCUUCACCAUUACAGAAAGAUAUUACUAAAGAAAAUAAUCUAUGUCGAUUCAAAUUUAAGACGAAGAUUCAACUUGAAAAACACUCAAAAUUGAUUGACAUUCGACUACAAGAAGCGGAAAACAAGUUAAAUAACCAUAUUCAACAGCUCAUUCAAAAUUCAUUUGAUAUGAAUCAAUUAUCAAGUUUGAUGACUGCUUUUGUACGUCAAGGUCAACAUAAAUUAUCCGUCGAAUACAGACAAAAGAAAUCGAUCUUACAAUGUGAUGCUGCUGAUCAUCGCUUAAUUAAAACUUUUUACAGUUUGAAUCCAACUGAAAACCAGAUUUGUUCAGCCAAAGUGAUCUGGCAGGCUACGAAAGAUAAAUUACAAGCUGAAGAAGAAGUAGCCAUUCUUAAACAACGUAUUUAUACGAAACGAUUACCUGCAUCCGAUGCGAUUCUUGAUUACUCCAUUGAUCCGAUAGAGAAUAUGUUAAAACAACCAGCGCUCAAUAAAGAUAAGCGUGCGACAUUAUCAUUUCGUCGACUUAAAACAAUUGCUCAAUUCAAAUACGAUAUGAUGGUCUUGACGAUUGCAACCGCUGAAGAGACGGUUCGAAGUUAUAUCAGCAUCAUCGCUAAUGAAAAGAAGAAAUUAAUUGAUAAUACUAGUGGUGGACAAGUUCCUCUUCCGAAGCCACUCAUUCAACUGAUGAAUGCUAUUACUGCACGUCAAACUAAUAUGGUACAACGUUCUCAAUAUAUUCUACAACAAAAAUUAUCGGUUUUCGACAACGCUCCAGUGGCAGAAAAUAUGGCUGGUGCCACCGGAGCAAUUUUUGAAAAGGAUCUUACAAAAAAUUGUAUUUCAGCUUCUGAUCAACGCGCCAAAAAUUUCUUUACUGAUAUAGAAAAUCUUCUUCGUCGACUCCAUACAAAUAUAUUACCUCCUAAAUUAUUAGCUCGAGCUCAACAUGAACAUCGAAUUAUGAAGAGUACACGACGUCAACUCAAAAAAUCUAAUGUUAUUAUUCGUAUUACGGACAAAAGUAAAGUAUUUCACUUAGGUAGUGUACAAGAUUAUCAUGAAAAAGCCUUACAAUACAUGCAAGAUACUAAUGCCUAUAGAGAAAUAACAAGUGGUAUCAAUCCAUGUCACGAUCAUGUACAAACAGUCUUAGUAUUAAUACAUCCAAUGUUGAAAAAGAGAGAGAUUAAUCUCGAAUUAUGGAAACAAUACAUGCGACCAAAUGCAAUAACAACUGAAUUAGCUCAUCUAUACUUUAUACCAAAGCCACACAAAAUUGAUACACCAUUGCGACCAAUUGUAUCGUCAAUAAAAGCAGCAGCAACUGGUGUUUCACAUUUCUUAGAUCUUUUACUUCGUCCUAUGUUUAAUCGAGUCACAAACGAAACAACAUUUAUCAAUGGAAUUGACUUUGUUCGACAAAUGGAACG
Molecule: messenger RNA, 2216 nt
Organism: Rotaria sordida
Lineage: Eukaryota; Metazoa; Rotifera; Eurotatoria; Philodinida; Philodinidae
Source: the annotation of a GenBank genome assembly